AUGGCUAAAAACGGAGUUUCAUCAAUGGAGGGAAACCAAAGUAUGUAUAGCAUUCUAAUGUUUCCAUGGUUGGGGCAUGGACAUGUAUCCCCUUAUCUUCAACUAGCCAAGAAUCUCUCUAAGAGAAACUUCAAAAUGUACUUUUGUUCAACACCAGUCAGUCUCGAUUCCGUCAGAGGAGCUCUUGCAAGGAGCUCAGAUGGCGCCACGAUCCAUCUAGUCGAGCUUCAUCUCCAAUCAUCACCCGAGCUUCCUCCAGAGUACCACACAACGAAAAAUAUACCACCAACUCUCAUUCCCAAACUCAUUGAGGCCUUUAACAAGUCAAAAUCCAGUUUCUCUACCAUACUUUCCUCCCUAAAACCUGAUAUGGUGAUCUACGACAGAUUGCAGCCGUGGGCGGCCACAGCCUCCUCGUCUCUAGGCAUUCCCGCCAUUAAUUUUACACCAGGAGCAGCUUUUGUGCAUGCAUAUUACUACCACCACUGGACAAACUCACCUUUCCCUUAUGAUGCAUUAAAUCUUCAAGACUACAAAGAAAGGCAAAUGCCCUCAGAAAACGCGGUCGUGUCAAAGAUCAUCCAGGACGAUGAUCAAAAUCCUGGAUCUGCUCAUUUCAAGCUAUCUCAAGACAUUAUCUUGGUAAAGACAAGCAGAAGUUUCGAAGAGAAGUACAUUGACUACUUAUCUGUCUUGCUGCAGAAAACAAUUGUCCCUGUCGGUCCACUUAUUGCACGAGCAACGAAUGAGGAUGAUGAUUCAGGUAUCUUGCAAUGGCUGAGCAGCAAGAGCCGGUUUUCGACUGUUUUCAUCUCUUGUGGGAGUGAGAACUACUUUUCCAAGGAUCAGAUGCAAGAGGUAGCUAAGGGGCUGGAGAUAUCCAAGGUGAACUUCAUAUGGGUUGUGAGGUUUCCUAAAGGGGAGAGAGUUUCUCUAGAUGAGAUGCUGCCAAAGGGAUUUCUCGACCGAGUGGGAGAGAGAGGCCGGAUUAUUCAAGGAUGGGCACCACAGGAUGAUAUUCUAGCACAUCCUAGUAUUGGUGCUUUUGCGAGUCAUUGUGGUUGGAGCUCUACACUCGAGAGCAUUCAUUUUGGUGUGCCGGUUAUAUGCAUACCUUUCAAGCUCGACCAGCCACUGAAUGCUAGGUUAAUGGUGGAGGCCGGUGUGGCUGUGGAGGUGGCAAGGGAUGGAAGUGGAAAAUUUAGCAGCCAAGAGUUUGCCAAUGCAAUCAAGAAGGUGAUUGUUGAGGAAUCGGGCCAAGAAAUGAGGGUGAAGGCUGCAGAACUGAGUGAGAAAAUGAAAAAGGAAGAUGAAGGUGUGAUGAAUGAAGCAGCAGAGCAACUGAGGAAAAUUUGCUUGGAACAUAAGCAGAAGAAGUAG
Messenger RNA from Salvia hispanica, 1380 nucleotides. The record is from RefSeq and is a predicted model, not a curated record. Lineage: Eukaryota; Viridiplantae; Streptophyta; Magnoliopsida; Lamiales; Lamiaceae.